GAAAAAGACAACUGCGGUGUGGGCUUUGCGUGCCAUAUCAAGGGCAAGGCCUCGCACAAGAUCAUCUCGGACGCCCGCUACCUGCUGUGCAACAUGACCCAUCGAGGAGCCGUGGGCUCGGACGCCCGGGACGGAGACGGUGCUGGUGUGAUGACCUCGAUUCCGCACAAGUUCAUGGCGCGGGAGUUUGAGUACCAUUGCUCGAUCGAGCUGCCGCCCAGCGGGCAGUACGCGGUGGGAAACCUGUUUUUCAAGAAGGACGAGGACGUUUUCCGGAAGUCCAAGAGCACGUUCGAGAACAUCGCCGCGAGCCUCGGCCUCAGGGUGCUCGGCUGGAGGCACGUGCCUGUCGACUCGUCGAUUUUAGGACCGGCAGCUUCCUCGAGAGAGCCGCUGAUUCUACAGCCUCUGGUGGUUCUCGAGGAGGUGUACGGCUCGGGAAACAAGCCCAAGGCUGUGUACUCGGCAGAGGAGUUCGAGUCCAAGUUCGAAAAGACGUUUGAGAAGAAACUGUACAUUUUGAGAAAACAGUCCACCCACACGAUCGGCCUGCACAACUGGUUCUACAUCUGCUCGCUGACCAACAAGAACAUCGUCUACAAGGGCCAGCUCGUCCCUACUCAGGUGUACUCGUACUACCACGACCUCGUGAACGCAGACUACGAGUGCCACUUCGCUCUCGUCCACUCCCGAUUCUCAACAAAUACGUUCCCGUCCUGGGAUCGUGCCCAGCCUCUCAGAUGGGCAGCCCACAACGGUGAGAUUAACACGCUCAGGGGCAACAAGAACUGGAUGCGCGCCAGAGAAGGCGUGAUGCAAUCGAAGCUGUUUGGCGAGGAGCUCGAGAAAUUGUACCCGAUCAUCGAGGAGGGCGGUUCCGACUCUGCCGCGCUCGACAACGUGCUGGAACUGCUCGUUAUCAACGGCAUUUUGUCUCUUCCAGAGGCCGUCAUGAUGCUGGUUCCAGAGGCCUGGCAGAAUAACGAGCAUAUGGACUACAAGAAAAAGGCCUUCUACGAGUGGGCCGCCUGUCUGAUGGAGCCGUGGGACGGGCCUGCGCUCUUCACGUUUGCCGACGGAAGGUUCUGUGGUGCCAAUUUGGACAGAAACGGUCUGAGACCGUGCAGAUACUACGUCACCGACGACAAUAGAAUGAUUUGUGCCUCCGAGGUGGGUGUGAUUCCAAUCGAGACGAACAAGAUCGUCGAGAAGGGCAGACUCCAGCCUGGAAGAAUGCUGCUUGUGGACACCAAGGAGGGCAGAAUUGUCGACGACAGAGAGCUGAAAAAACAGGUUGCAUCCAGAUUUGACUUUAAGGCGUGGAUUACUUCCAACAUGAUCACCAUGCCAGAGCUGACCACCAAGCUGCAGAACAAGAACCUGGACCUGAGCACGCCAAUCGAUCUGACUCUGAAAGUCCAGGAGGAUCCUCGUCUGCUUGCCUUUGGCUACACACAGGAACAGGUGGUUGCGCUGCUGGGCCCAAUGGGAGCCGGCGGCAAGGAAGCUCUGGGAUCCAUGGGUAAUGACGCUGCACUUGCGUGUCUUGCAGAACAGCCACGACUGAUGUUCGACUACUUCAGACAGCUGUUUGCGCAGGUUACGAACCCUCCUAUCGACCCGAUCAGAGAGAAAAUCGUCAUGUCGCUGGAGUGCUACAUAGGUCCGCAGGGCAACCUUCUGGAGAUGAAUGCGGGACAGUGCAACAGAUUGUUGAUGCCGUCUCCAGUGCUACUUAGCGACGAGCUCAGAGCUUUGAAGGAGAUCAACAAGGUCUAUCCUAAAUGGUCUGUUGCAAAUAUCGACAUCACUUUCGACAAGUCGGAGAGUUUGACAGGCUACACCGAUGCUCUGGACAGAAUUUGUCAGGAAGCCACCCAGGCCAUUGUCGACGACCAUCAGAUCAUCAUUCUGUCCGACAGAAAGACCAGUGCCGACAGAAUCCCGGUCAGCUCGCUGAUCGCCUGCGGUGCCGUCCACCACCACCUGGUGAGACAGAAACAGCGUGCCAAGGUUGCUCUGAUCUUGGAGACCGCAGAGGCCAGAGAAGUUCACCACAUCUGCUGUCUGGUUGGCUAUGGUGCAGACGCCAUCAACCCGUACCUGGCUAUGGAGACGUUGGUCAAGUUGAACAGCGAGAAUCUUCUGGCAGGCGACCUGACGGACAAACAGGUGCUGGAAAACUACAAACACGCCAUCGAUGACGGUUUGCUCAAGGUGAUGUCCAAGAUGGGUAUUUCCACGUUGGCAUCGUACAAAGGUGCACAAAUUUUUGAAGCGCUUGGUGUCGACAACUCUGUGAUUGAUAGAUGUUUUGCAGGCACGGCUUCGAGAAUUAAAGGUAUCACCUUCGAGUAUAUCGCGCAGGAUGCUUUCUCGAUGCACGAAAAGGGAUUCCCCUCCAGAGACACGGUUCUGCCAAAGGGUCUUCCAGAGUCAGGAGAAUACCACUGGAGAGACGGCGGAGACGCUCACGUGAACGAGCCGGCUGCCGUCGCCAACAUCCAGGACGCCGUCAGGAACAAGAACGAGAAGGCGUACGAAGCCUACUCGAAAAAAGAGUACGAUGCCAUCAAGAACUGCACGCUCAGAGGUCUUCUGGACUUUGAUUUUGCCAACUCGACGCCUGUUCCGAUCGACCAGGUUGAGCCUUGGACAGAGAUUGUGAGAAGAUUCUGCACCGGUGCCAUGUCAUACGGUUCCAUCUCGAUGGAGGCGCACUCCACGCUGGCCGUUGCCAUGAAUAGACUGGGUGGAAAGUCGAACACCGGAGAGGGUGGUGAAGACGUGGAGAGAUCAAAACCUUCAGAGAAUGGCGACUCCAUGAGGUCUGCUAUCAAACAGGUGGCCUCUGGAAGAUUUGGUGUCACCUCGUACUAUCUGUCCGAUUCCGACGAGCUUCAAAUUAAAAUGGCCCAGGGUGCCAAGCCAGGUGAGGGAGGAGAGCUGCCGGGAUACAAAGUGUCCAACAGCAUCGCCAAGACGAGACACUCCACUGCCGGUGUUGGUCUGAUUUCUCCACCACCGCACCACGACAUCUACUCGAUCGAGGACCUGAAACAGCUGAUCUACGAUCUCAAGUGCGCCAACCCUAGAGCCAGAGUGUCUGUGAAGCUGGUUUCUGAGGUUGGUGUGGGAAUCAUUGCCUCUGGUGUCGCCAAGGCCAAGGCAGACCACAUUCUCAUUUCUGGACACGAUGGUGGUACUGGUGCGGCCAGAUGGACCGGUAUCAAGUACGCCGGUCUGCCGUGGGAACUGGGGCUUGCCGAGACUCACCAGACUCUGGUUUUGAACGAUCUGAGAGGAAGAGUCACUGUGCAGACCGAUGGUCAGCUCAAGACCGGAAGAGACAUUGCCAUUGCCUGUUUGCUGGGUGCCGAAGAGUGGGGCUUUGCCACGGCUCCAUUGAUCUCCAUGGGCUGUGUUUUCAACAGAAAGUGCCACACCAACACCUGUCCCGUUGGUAUUGCCACCCAGGACCCUGUGCUCAGAAAACAGUUCAAGGGAACUCCGGAGCACGUGAUCAACUUCUUCUACUACGUCUCGAACGAGCUGCGGGGCAUCAUGGCCAAGCUAGGAUUCAGGACGAUCGACGAGAUGGUGGGCAGAACGGAAAAGCUGUACGUGAGAGACGAUUUGAGAACAACCAAGAACGCCAACAUUGACCUGUCGCCAAUUCUCACUCCAGCUCACACCAUCAGACCCGGGGUUGCCACCCGCUGUAUUAAGAAACAGGACCACAGACUGCACGUGAGACUGGACAACAAGCUGAUCGACGAGUCCGAAGUGACUCUCGAUAAGGGGCUGCCGGUCACCAUUGAGGCCGAGGCCAUCAACACGGACAGAUCCAUUGGUACCACGCUGUCGUACAGAUGUUCCAAGAGAUUUGGUCCUUCCAGUCUGCCACAUGACACGAUCCACGUGAACAUCAGAGGCUCUGCCGGCCAAUCGUUUGGUGCGUUCCUCGCAGCUGGUAUCACCCUGGAGCUGGAAGGCGACUGUAACGACUACGUCGGCAAAGGUCUUUCUGGAGGAAGGCUGAUUGUGUAUCCGCCAAAGGACUCCAAGUUCAAGGCCGAGGAGAACAUCAUCAUUGGUAACACCUGUUUGUACGGUGCCACGUCUGGUACUGCGUUCUUCAGAGGCAUUGCUGCCGAGAGAUUUGCCGUGAGAAACUCUGGAGCCACGGCCAUUGUGGAAGGAACUGGAGACCACGGCUGCGAGUACAUGACCGGAGGAAGAGUGGUUGUUUUGGGUUCUGUGGGCCGCAACUUUGCUGCUGGUAUGUCUGGCGGUAUUGCGUAUGUGCUGAACAUGGCACAGGACUUCGAGGAGAAGGUAAACAAGGAGAUGGUGGAGCUGAGCACGAUCACGGAUCCGUCGGAGAUUGCUUUCCUGAGAGGUCUGAUUGAAGACCACAGGCAUUUCACUGGUUCUGAGAUUGCCGACAGAAUUCUGACCAACUUCAACAGAUUCCUGUCGCGGUUCGUGAAGGUUCUUCCUGUUGAUUACAAGAGAGUUCUGGAGGAGGAGGCCCGCAAACAGGAGGAGCUGAAGAAGAAAGAGGCAUCGUCGUACUUCUCAACCAUCAAGGAAGACCCAGAAGCAGACAUCACGAACGGCGAGUUUUCGAGACCAAAGUCCAAGCGCGUGUCUGCUGCCAGUGCGGCCAAGGAACCAAAAGUGAUGGAUCUGGAGGACACGAUCGUGGACAUUAAGGCCGAAGAGACGAAAGCGGUCAAGCUCGACAAGCUCGGCGGUUUUGUCAAGUACAAGAGAAGAAACGAGCCUUACAGACCUGCCAAGACCAGAAUAAACGACUGGAAGGAGCUGUCCAGCAGACUGACCAAGGAAGACCUACACUACCAGACGGCCAGAUGUAUCGACUGCGGUAUUCCGUUCUGUCAGAGCGACACUGGAUGUCCUAUUUCGAACGUGAUUCCGAAAUGGAAUGAGCUAGUGUUCAAGGACAGAUGGUACGACGCUCUGCAGAGACUGCUCAUGACCAACAACUUCCCGGAGUUCACCUCCAAAAUCUGUCCGGCUCCUUGUGAGGGCGCCUGUGUGGUGAAUGUGUCUGGCAAUGCUCCUGUUGGUAUCAAGUCUAUUGAGGCUGGAAUUAUCGACUAUGGAUUCCAGCAGGGGUGGAUUAAGCCAGAGCCUCCAGCAGUUAGAACAGGCAAGAACAUCGCCAUCAUUGGUUCUGGUCCGUCGGGACUCGCUGCUGCUGACCAGCUUAACAAGGCCGGCCACACCGUCACUGUCUACGAAAGAGCAGACCGUCCAGGAGGACUGUUGAUGUACGGUAUUCCGAACAUGAAGCUCGACAAGGGAAUUGUGAAGAGAAGAACCGAUUUGAUGGAGGCCGAGGGCGUCACCUUUGUUUGCAACACCACAAUCGGUGAGGACAUCACUGUUGAUGAGCUUCAACACCAGAACGACGCCGUGCUGCUCUGUGUUGGCUCUACUAUUCCUAGAGACCUCAAGAUUCCCGGACGAGAGCUGAAGAACAUCGAUUUCGCCAUGACUCUGCUGAAGUCCAACACACAGGCCCUGUUGGAGGACAACCUGGACGAGAUCAGGGCCAAGAUUGAGGGCAAGAACGUCGUUGUCAUUGGUGGAGGUGACACAGGUAACGACUGUCUUGGAACUGCCACUCGUCACAAGGCUAAGUCUGUGACCAACUUUGAGCUUCUGCCUACUCCAAGCGAGGAAAGAGGCAAGGACAACCCAUGGCCACAGUGGCCUCGUAUUUUCCGCGUGGACUACGGACACGCCGAGGUCAAGGAGCACUACGGCAGAGACCCUAGAGAAUACUGUAUUUUGUCGAAGGAAUUUGUUGGCGACGAAGACGGAAACGUGAAGGGCAUUAAGACCGUCAGAGUGGAGUGGAAGAGAUCCGACUCUGGCGCCUGGCAAAUGGCUGAGAUUCCAGGCUCGGAGGAGUUCUUCCCUGCAGAGGUGGUUUUGCUGUCCAUGGGAUUUGUUGGUCCUGAAGCUGACAGACUGGAGGUUUCGAGAACGCCACGCGGAACGGUGUCCACCACCGAUCCUAAUGGAUACCAGGUUGAGGGUAAGGGUAAUUUGUUUGCUGCUGGAGACUGUAGAAGAGGCCAGUCUCUGGUGGUCUGGGGUAUCCAAGAGGGAAGACAGUGUGCCCGUGAAGUUGACCAGUUCUUGAUGGGCGAGACCCGUCUUCCAGGCAAUGGUUCCAUCCAGAAGCGCAACUAUAAGCUUUUGGAAGAGCUUGCUGCCAAAGUGUAUUGAUUAAGUUUACUAUCUGAUUGGAGAAGGGUAAAAUUAUUUUGUAAAA
This is a messenger RNA of Ogataea polymorpha, 6313 nucleotides long. RefSeq lists its product as uncharacterized. The record is from RefSeq and is a predicted model, not a curated record. The transcript has a single exon. Lineage: Eukaryota; Fungi; Ascomycota; Pichiomycetes; Pichiales; Pichiaceae. Gene Ontology annotation, molecular function: flavin adenine dinucleotide binding; iron ion binding; iron-sulfur cluster binding. The coding region runs from base 94 to 6267 and encodes 2057 amino acids.